Messenger RNA from Xenia sp. Carnegie-2017, 1678 nucleotides. Its product is annotated as synaptic vesicle 2-related protein-like. Gene Ontology annotation, cellular component: membrane. Gene Ontology annotation, molecular function: transmembrane transporter activity. Gene Ontology annotation, biological process: transmembrane transport. The transcript has a single exon. NCBI's taxonomy places the organism in Eukaryota, Metazoa, Cnidaria, Anthozoa, Malacalcyonacea, Xeniidae. The record is from RefSeq and is a predicted model, not a curated record. Bases 7 to 1506 code for a protein of 499 amino acids.
ACAACAAUGAUAUCUCGACUUGUAGACCGUUUUAAUAACAGAAUAUCUCGAAAUCUUUCGCCAACAAACAAUGUUGAAGCACGAUACACAACUUUACCCGAAGAGGCCGUUGAAUUGCAGCUCCUUACGGCUGAUGAGCAAUCGGACGGUAAUACGUUUACACCAGAUGAAGCCAUAUCUCACAUUGGUUUUGGUUGGUUUCAUGUAAAACUUGUAGUUGUUUUAGGCUUAGUGUGGAUGGUCGAAGGUAUGGAAAUAUUUGUAAUGUCAGUGUUGGCCCCCUACCUAAGAUGCUACUGGGGGUUAAGUUAUCUUGAAGAGACCUUAUUACCUAUCUUAACAUCUGUUGGUAUGAUGAUUUCAUCACCAUUCUGGGGUUGGAUUUGUGAUAUAUAUGGACGUAAAAAAGGACUGUACAUUAGCUCGUUCUGGUUUAUAUAUUUUGCAUUUCUUAGCACAUUUGCUCCCAACUACAUAUGGUUGUUGUUUCUUCGAUUUCUUGUUGGUGUUGGAAUUGGCUCAUUGCCUCAGGUAUCAACCAUCCUAGCAGAAUACACUCCUGCAAAGGCUCGUGGGAAAGUUCUAACAUUCAUCACCUUAUUCUGGUCUGUUGGUUUUAUAUUUGCCGCGACUCUGUCAUUGUGGCUUAUGAUUGACUAUGGAUUUCGUGUGUUGCUUGGUGCCCUUUGCACACCUGGCUUGCUAUUUUUGUUUUGUUUCUAUUGGAUGCCAGAGUCAUUUCGUUUCUAUGCAGCAUCCGGUCAAGCUGAUAAAGCAUUAGAAAUGCUCAAACAUAUUGCUAAGGACAAUCGCUCUAGUUUACCCACUGGUACCCUUAAAGUGUCGCCACCAAUGAAAAACCGUGGAAAUCUGAAAGAUUUGACCUUCUCAAGUUAUUUUCGAAUGACAGUGACGUUGUGGGUUAUCUGGUUCAUCAGCAUCAUGAUGUACUAUUCCUCAGUUUAUGUGACUACAGAAAUAUUUGACAAGUACAAAGAUAACAUUUGUGUUGCACCUUCAUCUCAUUCCAUGACAUGUAGUUGCAGAGUUUUCUCACGCAAGGACUACAUUGACAUAAUUUGGACAUCGUUUGGUGAAUUUCCAGGUGUUAUUCUAACUCUCGUUGUCAUUGAUUGGCUGGGCAGGAAGCGUACAAUGUAUGUUUUGGCAUUUGUGGCUAUAAUAUUCCAGAGUUUACUCUUCUUGUGUCUUGAUCGAACACAAGCAACUAUAGUCCUUAUGAUUAUAAGAUGUAUUCUUGUUGGAUAUUCAGCUGUUGUGUUUGUAUAUACUCCAGAGGCAUAUCCCACAUCAAUCCGUGCCAUGGGGAUGGGCUCAGGUUAUGUGUUUGGUCGCAUUGGCAUGCUUGCUGCACCAUUUGUCGCAGAAGCAUUGUUUCACAUCUCCUUCCAAAUUACCAAAUUCUUCUUUAUUUCCUCUUUGAUUAUUGGAUUUUUUGCAGCACUUGCCUUACCAUAUGACACUAAGGGUAAAAUAUUGGUGUAAAUGCUUAUGAAUGUUAUGCUUUACAGUAAAGCACCAAGGCCUAAGUAUAUCUCUUCAAUUUUGCAUGUUAGGCACUGUUUUUAAAUAAUUUAUUUUGCGUAUUGUGCAAGGUUUCGCACUUAAAUAAUUAACAUAAUUUAAAUGGUGAAAUUUCAAUGUCAGAUUUUCUGAA